Molecule: messenger RNA, 2670 nt
Organism: Erigeron canadensis
Lineage: Eukaryota; Viridiplantae; Streptophyta; Magnoliopsida; Asterales; Asteraceae
Product: protein NLP7-like
Exons: 5
Coding region: 131-2548 (805 amino acids)
Molecular function (GO): protein binding; DNA-binding transcription factor activity
Source: RefSeq, a predicted model, not a curated record
AAGCCAUCACCAAAUGGUGUAGAGUUGGGUGAACCAACCACAACGGUCACUCGCUCACUAGUGAAAGUUGAUACGGGCCCAUAAGUUUUGACAGAGACCAAAAUUCCAAACAUCCAUAAUGCAUUAGUUUAUGGCAGAAAUUUACUUUUAUUUUAUUGUUCCUAUCAUUGAUCAGAAGGCAAAAUCAUCAUCUUCUGGUUCUGAUAUGGCUCUAAUAAAAGAUCUUUUAGAGCCCUCAGCGCAUCAGUUUGCCGGUGAGUCAAAAUACCUAACGUCACUUCUUGUUUCUCGAAACCGAGAACCAUCGGAACCACUUUCUCGGUCUGAUUCAUCUCAAUCACCAAUCCCCGGUUUCGAGCCUAGGGACAAGAUAUACUCUGGAUUGAAACUACCAACUUUCCGCGAGGAACAUGUUCUUGUUCAGUUUUGGACGACUGAUCACAUAUCCAGGAAAUGCCAGACCAUGCUCACAACCAUGAAUCAACCAUUCGGUCUUGGUGUAGCUGAUGAGAGACUUUGUCAGUAUAGGAAGUACUCAGAGCGCAACCCUUUUACUAUCAGUAAGGACCGUGAAGAACAGGACCCUAGUCCUAUUGCUCGAGUAUUUAGACGAGGAGAGCCAGAGUGGACUCCUGAUGUAACUAAUUACAACCCCAAAGAUUUUCCAUCACUAGAUUGUGCUAUUCGUUGCAAUCUCCAUGGUUAUUUGGCUUUGCCCGUAUUUGAGUCUACUACUGGGUUAUGUAUUGGAGUUCUUGAACUGUUGUUGUCUUCUAGGUAUACGAGUUUUGCUUAUGAGGUUCGACAAAUUCACAUGGCGUUGAAGACGGUUGAUUUGACAACCACACAAGCACUUGAUCGUCCUACUACAAAAGUUCAGAAAAAACAUUGGAGAAAUGAUUUAGAAAAAAUUUUGAGUAUUCUGAAGGUUAUGUGUGCUAUUCACAAAUUACCGCUUGCACAAACAUGGACCGUGUCUCCAUUUAGUAGUAUGGCUUGCCAAAAACAAAUUUUGAAGAAGAUCUGUAACAGUUUCGACACUACAUGCCUUGGAAGAAAAGUAUGCAUGUCAACAUCUGCUCUACCAUUUCAUGUCCAGGAUUUGGGCAUGUGGCCUUUCUGGAAGGCAUGUAGAGAACAACACCUAAACCAGUACGGCUUAAUUGGCAGGACUUUGUUAUCACGUGGCUCAUGCUUUUGUCUAGAUGUAACCAAACUCAGUGAAGAAGAGUACCCUUUGGUCCGCAACGCAAGCAUGAGUAAGUUGACUAGCUGCUUUGCAAUCUUCCUGCACGUUGUCGAAAGCAACAGUGACUAUGUGUUGGAGUUUUUUCUACCAUCGAACAUAAAAGAUGGAAAAUAUGUACUGAACUUGAUGCAAACGUUGAAGCAGAACAGCGAUGUAGCUUCUGGUUUUGAAUGGGGUGACGAAUUAAGUAUAGAAGUUGGAGCAUCUGCAGAAGUCAGUAGUGUAUCUCUAAGUAAAGACCUUCAAAGUAUCCAAUUAUCACCAAUGGCAACCACAAAGGCCAAGAUAUUUGAGAUGCUUUCAUCUGAUUCGGAAUCAAAUUUGGAAAAUGUCACAAAAACUGUCUCCACAAAUGUCAUGAACCAAUUCUCACUCAGACAAAAGGGCCCAGGUAACUGCGGCAGUAUGAAGAUGAGUGAUACCAUUACUGAUGGCGAAACAAAUGCCAACCGUUUGAAACAAAUCAGAAAGCGUAAAACAGAAUCUCUUACAUUGGUGGCAGUUCAGAAACAUAAUGAAAUACCAAUUGGUGAAGCUUCUACGAGCCUUAAUGAUAAGUCAGUUAGUCAGUCUACAUCAAAGCGUUUUUGCAGAGAGGAUGAUAUCACCCAUGGGCCAUUUCCAAAGCUACGCAACAAAAGUUCUGCUGAUGUGCCUGACAUACAACGCUCUUCAAACAUACGUUUUAGUAUAUCUGUUGUUGUGUUAUUGCUGGUAAGGGUUAAGAGGUGGAGUUGUGCAAGGAAAUGCCAUGGUUUUUCUGGCAAGUGGUGGAGAUGUGGCAAGCAUCGCUGUAUUCCUUGUAUAUCAGAUUUCAUAUACCACGCAGCAUGCCUAAUGGUGCGGUUGAAACGGUGGAGGAAUAAGAAUUUGAUCAGGCAUGCAAUGAACAAAAGAAAUCACCCUGAUGUGCAUCAGAGCACAGAAAAACCCAGAGUUGAAGUAAACAUGAUCAAUCCGUACAUACAUGUUGAUAGGCCGCUUUCUGAGUCUACGCUUGCUCAUGCAUCCCUAAAGCACACGCUGGCCAAUGUCUCAGAUACAAGGAUGGUGACAGUGAAGGCAACUUUUAACAAGGAUAUGAUAAAGUUCCCAUUCCGGACUUCAUUGGGCCUCUUAGAACUAAAAAACAACGUAGCACAAAGGAUUAAGUUAAACAGUAAAAAGCUUCGGCUAAAAUACAAAGAUGAAGACGAUGACAUGAUACUCAUUGCUUGUGAUACCGACUUACAUCAUCUCUUAGGAUUUUUGGGUGCUAACAGUACUAUCAAAAUAUUCAUCCUAGUGACGGAUGAUUAAUCAUUAAUAUCUAAAUAUAAAUAUAAUAUAUAAAAAUAUAUAUUAAUGUAUGCUGCUUGUAUUUCUGCAAUUGGUGCUUGUUCUAAUCAAAUUAAUAAUUAAGUAAACUUCUCACUUCAAAA